UGCAGUACGUCGCUGUGCACGACACACAUAACCGCAAUUUUAUUCUUCUUCAUUCUUCUUUUUUGUCUUACUCUUCGAAGAUAGAAAGCAGCUCGCGCGCGCGCUCGCCAGCUAUCGACACUAUUCGAUCGGUUUUAUUUCGCGCUUCUAUUUUGAAAGGUGGACGUUUUUGAAGGAUUAUUAUUAUUGAGCGAUUGGGAUAAAAAAAUAAACUGUGUGACUAGAAGAUGUGCGAUUUCUAGUAUGUGAUGUAUGGUGUUGUUUUUUUAUUAUUUGAGUUAUAAAUAAUCAGGAAAAACAUGUUGCAACCCAGGAAGUGUUUAGGGACAUUAUUUGCCCUCGCAGUGUUACUGGAAUUUGUUCAAGGUUUCGAAUAUGCAAGUACUGUCCCUCGACGAAGAAGAGAAGACAACAAAGAUGUGACAACAGUCCUCCUAGUGGACGCCCAUGGCAAAAAUUCCUUGGGCCGAUUUCUCAGCGUCCGUCCUGACGUUGGACUGAUAACAUCUACUGCGCGGACGUUCAUUCAAGACGGCGUGACUACCGAAUAUGCCACACAAGUACUGGGUACCACCCUCGAUAAUGGACGACUCUACGCCCACUUACUGACAAAAACGUCACGCGUUUUGUACGACAACGAUUUACAGACUAAAGGAUACGAGCAACAACCUCUCAAAAAUGACUGGAAGCUUGACCAGAACGCAAACAAGAAUUUCGUACGCAAUACCGACUUUAUUUCACCCGAUCCUGCCCAAGCGGUUUACGUAUUUCCUACAUCCUUACCAUUUGUUCAUGAAAGUUCCACAAAACCCCAACCCAAACUAUUCGUGGAUCAGGAGAUACUCAAAGAAGCUCAAUCAAACAACGCUCGAGUCAUAUAUGACCAACAAAAAUAUGUUGUACGUCCGGAAAAUCAUAUCGUAAAAAUUAACGCUCAAAACGACUUCACAAAGGAGAACAUAAUACAUCACAAAGAUAAUCCAAUCGAUUUAGGAAUUAAGGCUACCAAAGUACGUGCUUGGGAUAAUCUUCCCACAUUCACUGUUAGAAAUGAAUUUUCACCUUCAGGCCUUUCUUUUAUCGAUCUUCCAGAUUUCGAUUCAAAUACGGAAAGAUCUAAGCUUACAAGUCCAGCCGAUAGAAAAGCCAAACUCUUAUUUAAAGCCGGUUUGCUUAAACCGAACACUGUUCAAAUGGAAACAGUUACUUAUACUGGCUUUGCUGAUUUUACUACGACAGUUGCAAACACAGUUAUUGUUUUUACACCUCACACAUCUGAUGCUGCCAAAAACACGGCUCUAGUAACUAAAAUCGCUGUUGAGCCUACAAUUCGACCAACUGCAGUUCAUAGAUUUCCAUUCCCAACAAGAAGAGCUACCAUUAAAACUCCAAAGGAAAAAAGCGGAGGGGAACCUGAAAGUACGGAACCUACCGUACCCACAACUUCCCAACAGAACCCUACCUUUAUAACAACCGAAAGUAAACCAACAACAACACAAAAAAAUAUGGUAAAACUUGAGGAGUUGUUUACUCCUUCAGGUCUUAAUAAACUGACUAUUAAUAAGGAAGACAGAAAUGGUAAGAUUAAUAGCCCAGAUGAACCGCUCGACUUAGCUGCUAAAAUGUCGGUACUUGCCAAUGAACAAAAGCAAGAAGGAAUAACACCUCCAGCCGAUACAACUAUUUAUUCUGAAAAUAUUCUACAGCCGUCAGAAACCCAGCCCGUUAUGCUAUCAACUCCUAGUGCGGAAGAUAUUGCUAAGAUUUUAGCAUCCCUACAAGCCCAAGCAAAAAUGGCAACUGAACCACUAAAUAGCAAAUCUGAAACACUAUUAUUGGAGAAAAAUAAAUCAGAAGUAGUCCCGAAAAUCAGUACUGGGGCUACAACUAUCUUCUUUGAAGACGAUUUUUCAUUUGAACCAACUACAACUCAAUCAACAACUACAACACCGUCUGAAACUGUAGAGAAAAAAGAAACAACUACAACUGAACAACCUUUAAUACAAACAACAUCAGAAAAAGGUACUACUACGACUGAAAAAUACGAUGAAAUUACUACAACAGAAAGGGAACCUACAACCACACCGGAAAUCACUGAAAAUGAAAUCGACACAAACAAAGCACAUUUGGAUUGUCACGAUAACUCUAAAAUAGUUCCAACGACUGUUUAUAAAACAUUAACAUAUCUAACAACUUUCUAUAUUCCAUUAGAAGAUAGCACAAGUACUUCUAUUAAAUCUAAUGUAGUAGUAUCUAGUGAUAUAUCAUUACAAACAGUAUCAUGUCAUGAAAAUUCCAUACAAGCAAAUGAUGUGGUAGAAACAACGACAGAUGCAGCUGCUGAAGUAACCGAACCAAUUGAACUAACAACAGAAGAUAAACUAACUACCACUACACAAGAUGAAGAGGAAUCCGAUACCACAACAUCUAUUGGAACAACAACUCCUCAAGAAAUCACAACUGAAACACGUCAUGUUACUGAAUCAGAACCAGAAACAACUGAAGCUACAACGGAUGAAGGAGAUGAAGUUGAACUUAUUUUCAAGACAUUAUAUACUACUUAUACUUACUUAACAACUUACUUCCAAGAUUCUACAAGUUCGGUUGCCAGUAGAAUUGUGGUUACAACUAAUGUUAUUACCUCGACACUAGAUCCUGGCAACGAUGCAACCGAUCCUGCUAUGGAUGCCUUAUUGGAAAAUUCUGAUACGUCUGCAUAUAAAUCAAAGACUGUAACUUUUGACGAUUUAGCCGAUAUACAACCCUCGGCAGUAGGUGUAAUUUCUUCUACUCAACAACCUAUAAACACCGAUUAUUUGGAUACUGUCAAUGACCAUGAUGAAUCUAAAAUUGCUACUCCAAUUUUAGAUGAUAAACAUUUACAAACUGCCAAUGGCAUUAAAACUUUGUAUACAACAUAUACCUAUUUUACAACUAUAUUUGUCGACGGCGAAACAGAAAUUUCUAGUAGAACUGAAGUAUACACUAACUAUGUAACUCCUAGCGCCGUAGGAGAUAACCCAUUAGAUAUUCUUGCGACCAAACUACCAAAUCUCGAAGAGGACAGUGUGUCAGACACAACUACAGAUAACAGCAUAGAGAGUCAAUUAUUAUUACAGAAUAGAUUAAAGAGUCUUAAAUUUACUGGUGCUAAUAAUUACAGUAGCAUUAAUAGGCAAAAGAGCGCAAAUAGUAAUGAAUAUUCGAUAGAUGUUGAUCAGAAUGAUGUUAAUCCAUCCAAGACACAAAAUAAAGAUGAAUAUAUUACUUUAAAUAGGGAUAAGGAACUUGAAAAUAAAAAAGAAAAUGAAAAUGAUAUUUUAGAUUUAAGUGAAUAUGAAACGAUUUCAACGAUGGUUACAGAUGUUCGCAGCAGCACAUCUAAAGGGGAUCAGAGAAUAAUUGAAAAUUUAGAAAAACGAAAUGUACUAGUAGAUGAUCAAGUUUUCUCCGAAAGUAAUAAUGAUAGUGAAAUUAUACCAUCUCCGACUUUAUUGUUACAAACAUCUUAUACAACUUUUACAUACUUUACUACAAUGUACCAUGGAACAACAUCUAGUGAUAUUGCCAGCAGAUUAGAAACUGUAACUAAUGUAGUUACUACGACUCUAACACCAACACAAGUUUUACAAACGGAGGAUGCUAGCCUUCCUGUAACUUAUUAUACUACAUUUACGUAUUGGACGACGUUCUAUAAAGAAGGUCAAACUAAAGUUACUAGUCGUGAGGAAACUAUCUCUAAUAUUGUUACUCCCGAUUUCAAAUCUACUGAAGCACCAGAAGCUAUUAUCCCAUUAACCACUUCCACAAUAGAGCAAACAAUUAGCCCUACUGCCACGUUGGAUCAAACUACCAGUCAAACUGAAACUGCCAAAAGUAUUAUUCCUUCUUCUGUUGGUGAAGAUGAAUUAACGACUUUCUUUACUACUUAUACUUAUUACACUACUUCUUAUAUCGGCGAUGAAACUAUUUUGAAUAGCAGGUUAGAAACUGUAACAAAUGUCUUAAAUAAUACCGAAGAUACUCAUGAAAAUCAAAUAGGGAGCGAUAAAGGAGCGGAUAAAAACUCAGAAGUAAAAUCAACUGGGCUGUUGUCCACUAUUGUUAAUACUAUUGAAAAUAAUGGUACUACUACGGUGAUGUCAACUGAUGUUUUUGGUACAUUCAUAGACGGAGUUUAUGCUAAAGUAUUAGAAAGUACAUCGUCUAUUCUUUUAAAAAAUAUUACGCCCAGUGCUACUGUAGACGUAAAUAUAAAACCUACCGGUAUUGUUAGUAUUAAUCAAGGAAAAAUAGUAGAUGCUGACGGUGUUAGUACUUUAUUUUAUACUACUCAAGCUGUAGGUAAAUACAUUGAUGAUCUUUAUGCUCAGGUCAUUGAAAGUACAAGUUCAUUAACAGUAAAUGAAGAAAGAAAGGCAGCUUUACCGACUGAUUUACCAACAGCACACCGUACUGGUUUAGUGAGACGUAUUGAAGGAAGCAUCAUUCAAAAUCAAACCACUACGUUAUAUGAAAGUAAGGUUCUUGGUACUAUAAUAGACGGGCGAUACGCACAAGUCAUUGAAAGUACUUCAAGCUUCAUAUUACCUACAGCUAGUGCCAGCAUAAACGAAAUCGUUCCUACCCCUACGAAAAUUUUAGGUAAUGACGCUACUGCUAUUGCUAUUGCUCCAACUCCAGUAGUACUUGAAGGAUCAUUAAGCGACUCUGUAUCAAAAACUGAUGAGAACAGCACUGAAGAGACUGGCGAAGACGAAGAGGAUGAUGAUAAAGGAAAAUCGAAGGGCAGACUGGGUUUUCAACCAAAAAAAAAUACUUUUACUCCCGCUAUUCGUCCAUUUGCGCCUCGUCAACGACCACCUUUUGCUCCGCGACGUAACAAGUCCGGAACUACUACUGCGGCCACAAUAACGCGUUCUGAUUUUACUCCCACCGUUACAGCAGUACCAGCUUCAAAAACUAAUCGCUUUGGCGGACGAAGAAGUUCAUCUGGAGCAAACCAAGCUAUUCAACCGACGGCGUCAGGUGGAAGAAGGUUCUCUAGGCCAAAAACUACAACAACGAAUACAGGAGGUCGUAGAAAUAGCGCAAGUCAAAUUAAGCCAACAGCUACAGGAUUUAGAAGAACAGGAAACUCGAGAACAUCAUCUGUUAGUAGCAAUAGAUCUAGCUCAUUAUUUGGUGGAAAUUCAAGGUUUAGAAUUAGACCUACUGCAGCAGGUGGUUUAAGUCGAUCACCAAGUUCCAAAAUUGUAACGGAAACACCGCCAGAUGGUAUUGAAAACGAUCUAACUACGGCCGUUACCGAUAAUCCCACAGAUAGUUCAGGAGAAGCCAGCGAUACCACUUUACCACUUCAAAGUACUACGGAACAAAGCCGACGAGGAAAUAAUCCUCUUUUACGUUUUAAGAGACCACCUAUUGCUCGGGCCAAUCCAGUAUCAAGAACUACUACAUCCAAAUCGACAACAAAAUCUGGAUUUAAGGCCAACAAGGGUUCAACAACAACCGCUAAACCAAAAACUACAUUUGCUAGACCUAAUUCAGCACUAAACAGACCAAGGGCCGGAGGUCUGUUUCCUAGAAGAAAUCUUUUUACAACUACGACUACACCGGCUCCAGAAGACGAAGCAGAAGAGGAAGGAGAUGAAGAUCUCGAAGAAGAGGGGGAAGAUGGUGAUGAGGAAGAAGAUACAGAUUAUGAAAGUUCUCUAUUAAACACACAAACUGAAACAGCUCCUACUACUCCUACUUCUAAGGGAGGCCGAGCAUAUAACGGUGUUCAAAUAAGACCAUUUAGAAAGAGGGCAAAAAGACAAGCAAUUUAUUCAAGAUUCAGAAGGCCGACAGGAAGAACAACUGCAGCUCCGUCAUCUGAGGUCCAACCGUUAGAAGAACCAACAUCAUCAAAACCCUCUCUUUUUAGAAAUAGGUAUCAAGCCAAUAAAUAUAAAGCUGGUACAACUUCUGCUCCGCCAUCGACAACUAACGCCCCUCCUCAAAGACAAAGAAUAUCACCUACAAAGCCUUCUUCUGGAAGAACCCAAUUUACGUUAAGGGAAAAAGACACUAGUUUAAAUAGAAAAACUAACUUUAAAGCAAGAAACAGCAUCAGUAGAAGAACAACUACUAGUGCACCUCGAAGCAACAGCCGUUUGAGAAGUGGAUUCUUAACGGAAUCGUCUGUUAAUAGAAAAACUACUGCGAGCAGUAGAAAGGGUAGCAGAACGAGAGGAAGCACACGCAGACCCAAUAAUCGUAGAGGAUAUCAAAACGAUCAACAGAUUGACGAUAACUUCGUUAUUCCAAAAUUUGAUGGUACAGUUACAGUGACUUAUCAAAUUCCAAUUGAAACAACGAUUUCUCUAAUAAACGGUAAAGUGACCGAGUAUCAAAACAUAGUAAGCGCUAAACAAAGCACACAAGUCCUUAAUCCAAAACAGUACUCAACAUCUGUUAAUCCAUUUGGAAAAGAAAUUAAAGUUCUGUUAAGUGAAAAUACAGCAGUUGGAAAUAAUGGCGCUACCUUAGUUACUCAAUUUGUUCUGAACGAAACACCAACUACAAGUGUCACUUUCACCCCAACGACAAUUGGAGGUCGUAAAACAUCAUUUUCGCAUGUUGUUCCCAGUACAGUAUACCAAGUUGAGGAAGUUGUUAAUACGAUACAGCCGGCUUUAGCCGCUCAAGCUCCUCUAGCGAACAUUUUAUUAUCACAGCUACUUUUAGGUGGUGCUUUACCUCAAAAUCCAUUGUUAGGUUUACCAAACAAUCCUGGAGUACCUGCUGUUUCUGCCACACCAACAACUGAGUACAAAACUAGAACUAGUACUCGAGUAACUACUGUAACUAGUACGAUUGAAACUAUUCUUCCUCUUACUUUCAGGGGCAAGGAGAUAUUAACUACUAUUUUUGAUAGUACUUCACAAGUUAUAACUGCAAUAGAUUACUUUACCGAUACGGUAGUAGUUACACCAACCUUACCAGUCUUUGGACAAGCACCGCAGCUAAACACGCUUAUAUUACCACUUCUUCAACAACAACUUCAACAGCAACAGCAAGCCAAUCAACUACUGCAGAAUCAAGCUUUGUUGUCACAAACACCUGCCGGUGUAUUUAACUUAAAUGAAGCACAACAGGUGUUAAUAGAAGAUGCAAAUCAGGACCUAGAUUUGCCUGUAGAAGAAGAGGAGCCUCUUCAAAAUGAAGCUGUUGAAGUUACCAGUCGUGCACCUAAAAGAAGUAAAAAAAAUAAAAAUAAAUCGUCACCGUCACGGGUAAAACCACCGAAAGAAACUAGUGUAAUAACAUUGUACGUGUCAGGUCGAACGCCGGGAGAUUUUACCACUGUUUUAUCGACAGUUACUGUUGGAGAAGAAAAUAGACGAAAAAGAGAAACAUCUUAUAUUCCCGUACGACCUUCUAAAAGUUUUGAUGAUAAACUUAUUAGUACCGUAGAGCCUUUUGAUCAAUUUGUUCAACCAGCUACCAAAGAAGUUAAUAUAGAAGAAUCAGAUGCAACAACGAAAGAAACAGAAAGCUUAGAAAGCAUAAUUGGCGAUGUUCCUAAACAUUUUAGAACUAAAACCCCAAGUCAUUUACUUCACAAAGCUUCCAAAGCUACCAAAAAAUAUACCUUGAAGUAUGUUAAAGCGUCAGAUAAUAAAGACUUCAAAAAAGUUAAGUCUGACGGUGAUUUUUUAGCGUAAGUGACCUUAGCAGUAUCAC
Sitophilus oryzae (rice weevil) is the source of this 7731-nucleotide messenger RNA. Its product is annotated as serine-rich adhesin for platelets. Bases 300 to 7712 code for a protein of 2470 amino acids. The record is from RefSeq and is a predicted model, not a curated record. The transcript is spliced from 3 exons. Lineage: Eukaryota; Metazoa; Arthropoda; Insecta; Coleoptera; Curculionidae.